AUGUCCCACUAUCCUUUCUCUCGAGCAGCGGCAGCCCUGCGUCCGAAGAGCGCCCUUCGCUCCUACUCCACAAAGAGCAUCGACUCAAUUCUCAUUGCAAAUCGAGGAGAGAUUGCUCUGAGAGUCAAUCGUACUGCUGCUCAGCACGGCAUCCGCACAACUACAUUAUACACGAAUCCAGAUGCUCUUUCACAGCAUGCUCUUUCCUCGCCUUUCUCCUUCAAUCUCGGCGCAACAGCCGCUUAUUUGGACCAAGAGAAAAUCCUCCGGAUAGCAAAACAAGAGGGCUGUCAAGCCAUCCACCCUGGCUAUGGCUUCCUGUCCGAGAAUGCAGAGUUCGCAAAGAGGUGUGCAGAAGAGGGUGUUACUUUCAUUGGCCCUCCUGCAAGCGCCAUUGAGGAUAUGGGUGACAAAGCUAGGAGCAAAGAGAUCAUGAACGCGGCGGGUGUUCCUUGUGUACCAGGCUACCAUGGAUCAGACCAAGCUCCGGAAACACUCGCGCAAGAGGCGGAUAAGAUUGGCUAUCCUGUCCUGAUAAAAGCUGUUCGGGGUGGAGGAGGCAAGGGCAUGCGAAUCGCAAAAUCUGCUCAAGACUUUUCAGACAUGCUUGAAAGUGCAAAGAGUGAGGCGAGGAAUUCCUUUGGGAAUGAUGAAGUCCUUGUCGAGAAAUACAUCACCACACCACGUCACAUUGAGGUUCAAGUAUUUGCCGACAAGCACGGGAAUUGUGUUGCUCUUGGUGAGCGAGAUUGUUCCAUUCAACGCCGUCAUCAGAAAAUCCUCGAAGAGUCUCCGGCUCCCAACUUGGAAGACUCGAUUCGGAAAGAUCUGUGGGACAAGGCGCGAGCAGCUGCACUUGCUGUCAACUACGAAGGAGCAGGUACCGUUGAAUUUAUUUUCGACAAUGACACGGGUGCGUUCUACUUUAUGGAAAUGAAUACCCGACUCCAGGUGGAGCACCCUGUCACCGAGAUGGUAACCGGUCUGGAUCUUGUGCAUUGGCAGAUCUUGGUUGCGGAAGGCAAACCACUCCCUCUUACCCAGGACCAAGUCGAAGAACAGAUUUCUCAACGUGGACAUGCCAUCGAAGCUCGAAUCUACGCUGAGAACCCAGACAAGGGAUUUAUACCCGAUUCUGGCAAACUUCUACACGUUCGACUCCCCAAGGAAACCGCAGACGUGCGGAUAGAUAGCGGAUUUGUGCAAGGCGACGAAGUUUCGAGCCACUAUGACCCCAUGAUCGCCAAGCUGAUUGUUAGGGGCGAGACCCGAGAAGACGCUCUACGCAAAAUGGUUGCUGCGUUGCAAGACUACGAAGUGGCUGGACCAGUAACGAACAUCGACUUUCUCAAGAGAAUAUGCAAAUCUCCCGACUUCGUUAGUGGUGAGGUCGAGACAGGCUACAUUGGAAAACACCACGAGGAGCUCUUCCCGCAGAUCAACGUCACUUCCGAAGUCCUUGCCCAGGCGGCAAUUGCUUCGUUUCUCCGCCAUUCAAAUGCUUACAACUCGACUGCAACGGCUUCGCGCUGGCAAUUAUCUUCCCCCUCGUGGCUGAAUACAUCGUCCGACUUCCAGCCACGAACCUUCCAAUUCACCACCGCGAGCUUUGAACCCGAACCUGGAAAACAAACCGAAAUCCUUGCCGUGGAACUUCAACAAAUAAGACCAGGAACAUUCUCUGUAUCGACUCUGAACUCUGACCCGAUGUCCGUUUCCUCGUCCUUUGACCCUGAAUCAAAUACAUUGACAACGUACUUUCCCCAUUCACGACACACCUCACACAUCAUAUUUUCUCCUCCCUCGAUUUCAUCGGGCUCUGCAUCAAACCCGGAAGCACUCCACCUCUUCACUCCGCACGGCUCUUUCCUUCUAUAUUCUCCUUCGCCUUCAUGGCUCCAGAAAGCCCUCGGCGUGACCGAGAAGCCCAAUUCGCUGCUGUCCCCCAUGCCAGCUAAGAUCCUUCGCGUACUCGUCUCACCGGGAGAUGUGGUGAAGAAGGAGCAGCCGUUAAUUGUUAUUGAGAGCAUGAAGAUGGAGACGGUUAUAAGAAGUCCAAUGGAAGGGGCUAAAGUGCAGAGAAUAGUGCAUGGAGAGGGCGAGGUGGUUGCGAGUGGUGUUGCCUUAGUAGAGUUUGAAGAAGAUGGGACAAACACGGAAGCAAAAUAA
This is a messenger RNA of Fonsecaea multimorphosa CBS 102226, 2169 nucleotides long. RefSeq lists its product as uncharacterized. Gene Ontology annotation, molecular function: ATP binding; methylcrotonoyl-CoA carboxylase activity; metal ion binding. Gene Ontology annotation, cellular component: mitochondrion. NCBI's taxonomy places the organism in Eukaryota, Fungi, Ascomycota, Eurotiomycetes, Chaetothyriales, Herpotrichiellaceae. The coding region runs from base 1 to 2169 and encodes 722 amino acids. The record is from RefSeq and is a predicted model, not a curated record. The transcript has a single exon.